Molecule: messenger RNA, 465 nt
Organism: Durusdinium trenchii
Lineage: Eukaryota; Dinophyceae; Suessiales; Symbiodiniaceae
Source: the annotation of a GenBank genome assembly
AUGCUGCCUUUGAUAUCUGGUACCCGUGCCCUUCAGCAUGCCAGAGUUGUUGGCUAUGCAUCUCAGCGAGUUGCCAGUGUCAUCGACCGAAUCCAAGGUGGCACAAGAGUGGCUGGGCAUGAAGAUGUCAAUCCAUGUCAUACCGUGGGUUGGGUUCAUUCUACGUAUUUCAGUUUGUCAACAAAGCGCUAUAGUACACAUGAUGCCUUUGUGCAGCCGAAGCAGGUGCCGACGCAUGUCCUGCGUCGAAGAGAGGGCUGGGGCGUGCAUAGCCCUGCAGGGGCAAGAUUUGGUAGGGUAGUCAACACAACAGAGCGCUUGAUACUUGAACCAACUGAGGAGGAAAGGAAGCUUGCUUCUCAGCUUAAAGCAGUAGGCAAUCAAAAGAGUGGUCACCGGCAAUGGCACAAUCUGUAUGCGGAAUAUUCUGGGUCCAGUCCAUUGGUCCUGACUGCUGCAAUGUAG